CCGCCCUCUUCUCUCUCACGCCAGAUGCAGGGCGUCACUGUGCACUCCCCCUCCACUUCUUCGCGCGGAAGAAUCCGCCCGCGGCACGGACCGGAAGCUUCGCGGUCGUCUUCUCUCCUGUUCGAGGCGACUGCGUUUCGGCGAUUCGCGACGAGGCGACGGCGAUUCGGGCGCGCUAGGGAGCCGGUCCGCGUCGGAGCUGUGGACGACGAAGCCGAGGUGGUCAGCAAGGUGCUCCGUUCAAGACCGAAGACGAAGAGGGCGCAAAUCCGGCUCCCUCCAGGUUCGUCGCCACUGCUUGGUUGCUUUCACCGUCCGACCAUCGACUCCAGCAUCGGAUCCCCAAUCCAGCAGUUCGAAUCGUCUUAUUACCGCCCAAAUCUUCGGAUCUUGAGCAUGGACCCUGCCAGCAAUGCGACAUCGUCGCAGGCGAUGUCGAAUCCGUCAAAUGCCCAGCAAUUUCCUCCACCACCACCCUUAUGGCCAACAGGUUACAUGCAGCAGAAUCCAGUCGAUUGCAACAUGAUGGGAAACAUUAAUUUUCCUAGUCCUGGUCAAGGUCCAACUACAAUGUGGGCGCCAAUUCAGGCAGGGAACACUAGUUCCCAAUCAACCAUGAUCCCUGCUUCCCAAUCUGCACUAUAUUGGAAUCACUACAUGAAUUUUGUGAGGAACCCUCUUGGCUCAGUGGGAAUGAGUCCAUACACGGAUUCAUAUCCACCUUCACUAUCAAGUACACCGUUGCAGGGUUCUAAUACUAUACCACAAAUGCCUCUAAACUUGGAGUCAGAUGUUGAACACAGUGUUCAGGACAUCAAUAGUCCUGAGAAAAAUGCACCUCCAGUUCAAAAACAAAAGAAAUCUAAGGAACAAAACUUUACAGCCCCAGAAGACAGACUCCUUUGUACUACUUGGUUGCAAAUAAGUAGUGACCCCAUUGUGAAUACUAGGCAAAGGAGGGAGGGUCUCUGGGCCAGAAUUGAAAAAAGGUACAAUGAACAAAGGGGGGAAUUUCCUUGUCGACUUAACAGAGCACUCAGUAGCCGAUGGGACAAGAUAAGGGCUGAUGUCAGUAAAUUCUCUGGAUACUACGCGAGAGUUCUACGAGAGAAACAAAGUGGUCUAAGUGAUGACGAUAAGACAUCGAAGGCAGCCACAUUGUUCGCUCAUGAGGAGGGCAAACCAUUUCAUUAUAUGCACUGCUGGCAUCAACUGAAGGGGGAACCCAAAUGGGAGAGCAUAUGUCAAGGACACUCUUUUAGAGGAUUACAUGCAAGAUCAAUACCUUCGUCGGGGUGUCCAUCAGUGCAAAUACCGGAGACUGACAGUGGAUCCGCUGGACUCUCAGGAAAAAGGCCCCGUGGCCGUGAUUUCAGUAAAGCUGAGAGAAAGAAAGCUGGUUCAUCUUCGUCCCCGGAGUACUUAAGCCGAUUACAAGAAAUUACUGAGAAACAAAUACAGAGGUCCAUUGAAAAGGGGGAAAAAAAGAAAAGACCACUGAAGAAGAUAGGGAGAUACAAAAGAAGAGAUUGGACUUGGAAGCCCAAAAGUUAAGCAUAAGACAAAGGGAACUCAAACUAGAAGAACUCAAAUCGGCAGAACAACGUUUGCAGAUGCUGUUGUCGACAAACGAAGAAGAUGUAGAUCCUGAAGUUUGGGUUGUCAUGAAGGAACAGAAAAAAAAUUGCAGCAGUUCAUAUUUACUUUUGAGCAAUGAUGAAAGGUUGUGUACGCUGUGCGCCUGUGCUAUUCACACUUGUUGAGACAAUUUUAGGUUACUUCGUUUACGAAUUUGUAUUAUGCGGAACCGUAUUUGUUUGGUCGAACCACUGUAUCUUAAGUUGUUUGCUGUUGUAUUAGACAAUAAUGAGCUUGGAUGUCAUAAAUGUUGUAUUAUGUACUAAGUAUGUCUUAAUUAAGAGUAAUAAUUUAAAAAA
This is a messenger RNA of Zea mays, 1937 nucleotides long. RefSeq lists its product as uncharacterized. Lineage: Eukaryota; Viridiplantae; Streptophyta; Magnoliopsida; Poales; Poaceae. The record is from RefSeq and is a predicted model, not a curated record. The transcript is spliced from 3 exons. The coding region runs from base 25 to 1554 and encodes 509 amino acids.